Messenger RNA from Lycium barbarum (goji berry), 3738 nucleotides. RefSeq names its product histidine kinase 5. The transcript is spliced from 12 exons. The record is from RefSeq and is a predicted model, not a curated record. Bases 288 to 3359 code for a protein of 1023 amino acids. NCBI's taxonomy places the organism in Eukaryota, Viridiplantae, Streptophyta, Magnoliopsida, Solanales, Solanaceae. Gene Ontology annotation, molecular function: histidine phosphotransfer kinase activity; phosphorelay sensor kinase activity. Gene Ontology annotation, biological process: protein autophosphorylation; phosphorelay signal transduction system.
UUUCUCUGUGUUGCACUUGUGUCUCAACUAAUACAUAAGUCUCAAAUUUGGUUCUUCCAAUAAGGAUCAAUACACUUAUCUUUCUUAAUCAUUUUGUUUGCAGACAUUGUUCAGCAGUUGAGCUGAAGGAUCUUGAAUAGUCACGUGUGUCUAGAGACAAUUUUACGUUCUCCUUCUAGCUCUCAGUGUUGAGGAUCUUAUUGAGAAUUCAAUUCAGUUAAGCUCAGAUGCGAGAAUUGUAGUGGUAGUUUGACUUUCGGGUUGUAUGUAAUAUUGAAUAAGUCCAAAUGGUUUGCGAGAUGGAAAGUGAUCAAGCAGAUGACAUGGAGUUCGAAGUGGAAGUGGAAGAACUUUCGUCAAUGUGGCCUGAAGAUAUGAAUGAGGCUGGAAAACAAUUCAACAUAGAUAGGCCAGGUGAAGAUCAAGAUAUGUUGGAGGAUGUUACUAUCAAUGAUGAUUCGACCAUAGUUGAUUUCAAGCGCCUUGUGGAACUUACUAAUUAUAGCGAGAGAGGGUCAUCUCAGUUGGCUUACUUAGUAAAAAACUGGGAAUCUAAACAGGAAAAUGCUGUAAGGCUACUUAGAGAAGAGCUUGACAAUCUUAGCAAGCAACAACAAGAAUCAGAGCUGAAGAAAUUGGAGAUAUUGGAGAAGUAUCAAUUCGAGGAAGAAAGGUAUGGGGGUGAUAAGCGUCCAAUCUCUAUAUUGGAUGAAGAAUUGAAGAGAUACAUAUUUCAAGAGGCUCCUAGGAAAAGGAACGAUGUGAGGGUUCAAGAUAAACUAGAAAUAGAUGCUGAGUAUGACAGCAUAAAGUACUGGAAGCAAAGAGCUAAACAUUUGGAGAAGUUGUUGGAAGCGAGUGUUCACCGGGAGCAAAUACUAAAUGAGAAAUUGCAGGAAAGCAUAGAAAAUCUUGAAAGGCAGUCCUCUCCAGUGGAAGAAUUAUCUCAGGUUCUGAAAAGGGCAGAUAAUUUCUUACACUUUGUCCUCCAGAAUGCACCAGUUGUCAUCGGCCACCAGGACAAUGAGUUACGCUAUCGCUUUAUCUACAAUCAUUUCCCAAGUCUGCGUGAAGAGGACAUCAUCGGCAAAACAGAUGUAGAGAUUUUUACCGGUUCCGGUGUAAAGGAAUCUCAAGACUUCAAAAGAGAGGUUUUGGAACGGGGAAUACCGGCAAAGAGGGAAAUUACAUUUGACACAGGAUUAUUUGGGUCAAAGACUUUUCUAAUAUAUGUUGAACCUGUGUUCAGUAAGGCAGGAGAGACCAUUGGUGUAAAUUAUAUGGGAAUGGAGAUAACUGAUCAGGUAAGAAAAAGAGAAAAAAUGGCAAAGCUACGUGAAGAGAUAGCUGUACGGAAGGCCAAGGAGACUGAACUUAACAAAUCUAUUCACAUAACAGAGGAAACAAUGCGAGCAAAACAAAUGCUUGCAACCAUGUCUCAUGAGAUUAGAUCUCCUUUGUCAGGAGUAGUCAGCAUGACCGAGAUUCUUUCUACCACAAAACUGGACAAGGAACAGCGUCAGCUUGUGAAUGUAAUGUUGUCUUCAGGAGACUUGGUUCUUCAACUAAUAAAUGACAUCCUUGACCUUUCCAAAGUCGAGUCAGGAGUAAUGAAGUUGGAAGCCACAAAAUUCCGACCCAGGGAGGUUGUAAAGCAUGUCUUGCAAACUGCAGCAGCAUCACUACAGAAAAUAUUAACAUUGGAAGGCCACAUUGCUGAAGAUGUUCCCCUUGAGGUUAUCGGGGAUGUACUAAGAAUUCGCCAGAUUCUCACGAACUUGAUCAGCAAUGCUAUAAAAUUUACUCAUGAAGGAAAGGUUGGUAUAAAGCUGUAUGUGGUUCCCGAGCCAUGUACUCUUGUCAAACAAGGAUCUCAUAAGAGAAUGGCUUCUGAUAAUUCAAAGGUUUUAGCAAAGAUAUGUAAAGAAGAUAAGUGUACAUCACCAUCUCACAACGCCCUUGAUCGAAAAGGCUCCGGUGGAUGCAAAGAUGCUGAUUGUCAAAAUGAAAGAUCGAUGCAGAAUGGGGAGUGCAAUUAUUCGGAACAAAAUGGGGCUUCAAUAGAAGAUGAAGUGGUUGAUCCUAAGCAACAGGAAACAACAGUGUGGAUACGUUGUGAUGUUUAUGACAGUGGGAUUGGAAUACCAGAAAAUGCUAUACCCACUCUAUUCAAGAAAUAUAUGCAAGUCGGAGCAGAUACUGCUCGGAAGUAUGGUGGGACAGGACUAGGAUUGGCAAUCUGCAAACAACUGGCUGAGCUUAUGGGAGGUCAUAUGACUGUAUCGAGCAAAGAGAACCAUGGAUCUACAUUUACAUUUAUUCUACCUUACAAGGUUUCACCAGUAUGUGAUAGUUCAGAUGAUAAUGAAGAACUCUCCGAAAUGGACAAUCAUGAUACUUCUUCCGAAGGAAAUGAUGAUGACAUAAAUUCCGGUUUUUUCCAAUUCCAACCGCGCACUUUAGGUUCCUUGUUUUCUUCUCACAGUUCUGGAAGAGCCACAAAACUUUCAGCAAACAGUUUUGGGUUUAACACUUUGAAUAAGACUAAUGGAUUGUCAGUGAACUCCCAUUAUUUCCCUCUAGAUAGCAAUACAUCAAAAGAGUCGGGUUCAGUAGAAGAUGCAUGUUCAGUAGCAGAUGCUGUUGAGACAUCUUCUGAGCCUGAAUCUUCCUUCAGGCACACCCGAAAUUCUGGCAACCCAAGCACGUCUGGUAGAGACCAAAAGAUUAACGGUAUUUUAGAUCAUCAGCUCCAUAACCCUUGUUUAUCUUCCGCUAAUUCUGCAACUACAAACAGAGAUCAGGGUGAAAUUACAAGGAGAAUAGAAAAAAGUCAGAUACAGGAACAACCUGAUAGAAGUUCCGAGUGCUCUUCUAGCAACGGUGCAAACAUUUUGAAGACCUCUUCGAAACCCAAGAUCCUUCUCGUAGAAGACAACAAAAUACUUGUGAUGGUAACACGGUCGAUGAUGAAGCAGUUGGGUCAUGACUUAGAUAUAGUGAACAAUGGAUUAGAAGCUGUGCGUGCGGUUCAACGUGACAGAUAUGACCUCAUUCUAAUGGAUGUAUGCAUGCCAGUCAUGGAUGGGCUUCAAGCUACAAGAUUGAUACGAUCAUUUGAGGAAUCUGGUAACUGGGAUGCAGCAAAAGAUGCUGGCAUUGAUGAAGAGGUGUCUCCUUCAAAUUCCUCACAGAGAAGCGAUGAAUCCUCCACAAAGCGGAUUCCUAUAAUUGCAAUGACAGCCAAUGCAUUAUCCGAAAGUGCAGAAGAGUGUUAUGCAAAUGGUAUGGACUCUUUUGUAUCAAAGCCAGUUACACUCCAAAUAUUAAAAGAGAGUCUUCAACAGUAUCUACCAUGACAUCUUUCCUUGUAAAUGUAUGCACCUGUACAGGAAUAGAAGAAAAAAAAAUGAAUGUGUUAGGAAAUUUUGUAAUCCGUGUAUCAAGUUGCUGUGCUGCUAGUUGUCUUGCUCAGAGUAAUGUACAUUAAUAGUCUGCCUUCUGUUCCUCAACUAUACUAGUCCUCAUAGCAGCAACUCACAUAUCUGAAACUGAUGUGGACUUACCAAAAAUGGAAAGGUUUUUUAUGAAUUCCAUUGAAGAGGGAAAAAGGUAUGAGAAUAAUUAUUACGUAUCGAUACGUGUAAUAUAAUAUUAAUUCUCACUCACUCACUCACUCCACUUAAUUGCUAGUUGCCUAUCCCAACUUGCUUGGGAUUGAGGCUCCCUUAUUGUACU